Pyrus x bretschneideri (Chinese white pear) is the source of this 4232-nucleotide messenger RNA. Its product is annotated as protein OBERON 4-like. The record is from RefSeq and is a predicted model, not a curated record. Lineage: Eukaryota; Viridiplantae; Streptophyta; Magnoliopsida; Rosales; Rosaceae. The transcript has 2 exons. Gene Ontology annotation, cellular component: nucleus. The coding region runs from base 274 to 4011 and encodes 1245 amino acids.
GUUGUUAAAACUGCGUUGACUCAAGGACACCACUGUCCUUCCAAUUUUACCCCUUCUUCUCUCCCCGAACCUUCCUCUCCGCCGGCUAUCCCCUUUCUCUUUCUCUCUGCAACCCCGGCUCACAUUUCAACCAGCUUCCGUGGCAAUCCCCGUAAAUUCGACCUCCUUUAUGGCCAAAAGCCCUCACCCCCUUCAGCUCAAAUACAACGUCGUAGCCGGUAGCUCUUCAAUUUGUACUCUAUUUAUUUAUUUAAUUUAUAAUUUGGGGGAGAAAUGAAGAGGCUGAGAUCCAGCGACGAUCUCGAUUCCUUCGGGAAGGAUCCGAAUCCGAAUCCUAACCCAAACUCCAGCUCCAACCCCAGCCGGACCUCCUCCAACUCGCACCGGAGCUUCUACUAUAAGCCAGAUACUGUGCGGAAGGGUUUGCUCUCUUCGGCCUCCUCGGCUUCUUCUCUGGUGCCGGCUCGCUCCUACGACGAUCGGGAACAGGCCGGUUUUGGCGGAGGGUCCAGAACUGUCCGGAAGAGGCCGGGGCAAGAGUUCGACGGUUUCGACCGGAGGAAGGGGACCGAUCGAUACAAUAGAGAUGGAGGAGGGUACGAUCGUAAUUUGAUGCACCGGUCCGAGAGCUUCUCCGCGUCGAGGAGGUCGCCGGCGGAUUUUCCGAAAGGGUUUCGAUCGGAGCGGGACAGGUCGAGGCGCGAAGGCAGCGGGAGCGGAGCGUUGUCGUGGCGGAGGUUUGGGAAGGAGUUCGAGGAGAGAGGAGGAGGGAAGGGGUUGAGGGACGUGAGGUCGCCGACGUGGUCGAGUUUGAGGGAUUCAGGGAGCGAGCAGUCUAGGGUUAGGUCUCCGGUGAGGAGGUUGAGGGAUGGGAAGGAGUCGAAAUCGGAGUCGAAGUCCAAGUCGCCCACUUGGUCUAAGGACUCCGUGGGGAGUGAGCAGUCGAAGAGUGUUGAGGUGAGGAAGAGGGAGGUGGAGGCGGAGGAGGUUCAGGGUGAGCAGCCAAAGAAUGUUGAGUUUAGGAAGAAGGAGACGGAGGAGGCUCCGGUUGAGCAGCCAAAGAGUGUUGAGGUUAGGAAGAGGGAGACGGAGGAGGUUCAGGCUGAUAAGGGGAGUAGGACUAGUAGUGAAAUAGAGGAGGGUGAGCUUGCGCCGGAAGCUGGAGCUGGUGUUGGAGGUGGAGGUGAAGGUGAGCCCCAAUUGGGUCCUGAAGGUGGAGCUGAAACAGGAGAAACACGGAUUCGAAGUGAGACUUCAGAUAGGGAUACAGAUAGGGUUGAGGAGAAAGGUGAGUCUCUGGAUAAACAAGAGGCUAGGGAGGAGAAGGGUGAGUCCUCGGAUAAACAAGAGGUGAAAGAUGUGAGUAACGAGAGUGUGUGUGAAAGGAAGGAUGAGGAGGAGAAGAAAGAUGAUGACUUGCCAAAUGGUGAUAACGAUAUGAUUGAUAAAAGCGGGAAUGUGGAAGCUCGUGAAGAUGAGGAUGAUGAAAAAGGGAGUGUGAGGGAAGGUGAUGAAGAAGUGGUCGAGAUUCCGAUGGAAUUGGAAGAUGAACCAAAGCAAGAUAAGGGAAUUGACCUUGAAUUGAAGGCGGAGGAUGAUGAUGAUGAAAUGACAGAGUCAGACAAGGUAGUAACAGAGGAUGAGGAGGAUAAUGAAGUGGUUAAGCUAGAUACGCUGAAUAUGAGGCAGAAUUUUAAGGAUAAAGGUAAAAGCGUCGCUGUGACACCAACUGAUAUGGUAGAUUCAGCAGAAGAUGGUCAGUGGACUGCUAGAGAAUCCAGAGAGCUGUUAACUGGCAUGGAAAAUGAUAUAGAAGGACCCAGCACUAGGGGUUUCGAGUUGUUUUCAAGCUCUCCUGUUAGGAGACAGGAGAAAGCUGAUCAAUCUGGUUCCAUUAUGAAGGAUGAAAAGCUGGCACUUGAGCCGCUUGAUCUUUCUCUUAGCUUGCCUAAUGUUUUGUUACCCGUUGGUGGUGCAGCUCCUGGUUCUCCUGACCAAGCAAUGAGUGUUCAGUCUCUAAGUAAUACUUUUCGUACUAACUCUGAUGGAUUUACUCAAUCAGUAUCCUUUUCAGGCUCUCAGUCGUUUUAUCACAACCCUAGCUGUUCGCUAACCACCCAGAAUUCGAUGGACUUUGAACAGUCGGUUAAAAGUCGUCCGCUUUUCCAGGGAAUCGAUUGGCAGGCACUGGCUCAGAGUGAGGCUAAGGGUAAAGAAGUUCCUUCGCAGGCACUUGUUCAGAAUGAUGCUAAGAGCAAAGAAAUCCCUUUGUAUCAAAGAAUCUUGAUGAAUGGAAACGGGUCUCAUCAACAACAGUCUCAAGCAUCGCAAGGCAUUCCAAAUGGUCAAUCGGUCCAAGGGCAACAACAUCGUAGGCAUACUGAAGGAAGCUCUGAAGUGGCGAAUGGAAUGGAAAGGCAGCUGAGCUUCAAUAAACAGUUGUCAGGAGGACAGACAAGGAACCAUGAGGAUGUUAGAUCACCUUCGAAUAGCGUUGGAUCUCAUGAAAUGGGAUCGAACUAUAGUUUUGACAGAAAACGACUAUUGAGAGAGAAAAAUAGUGGUAGUUUAUAUAGGACUAGCAGUCAGAAGGAACACAAGAAGUUUCUCAUUGGUGGAGCUGACUUUGUGGAGACAAUCAUUGCCAGGAUAGUCUCCGAUCCCAUACAUGUAAUGGCUAGAAAGUUUCAUGAGAUGACAGGACAAUCGGCUUCAUGUGUGAAGGAGACCAUUCGCGAUAUGAUGUUAAAUAUGGAUAAGCGCAUGCAACUGUUUGCAUUUCAGAAGGCACUGCAGAGCAGGUCUGAUAUAACCAUGGAGAUGCUACUAAAAGCUCAUCGUGCGCAACUGGAAAUCUUGGUUGCUCUGAAGACUGGUCUACCGAAUUAUCUCCUGCAAGAGAAUGGUGCAUCAUCUUCUGAUUUGGCUGAAAUUUUUCUGAACUCAAGAUGCAGAAAUCCUUCUUGUUGGAGUCCUGUGCCUGUGGAUGAAUGUGAUUGCAAGGUUUGUUCGCCAAAGACUGGUUUUUGCAGUGCGUGUAUGUGUCUUGUGUGCUCAAAGUUUGACAUGGCCUCAAAUACAUGUAGUUGGAUUGGGUGUGAUGUUUGUCUCCAUUGGUGCCACGCGGAUUGCGCAUUGCGGGAAUCUUAUAUUAGAAAUGGACGCAGUGCUACUGGAUCUCAAGGGACGACUGAGAUGCAGUUUCAUUGUGUUGCCUGUGAUCAUCCUUCUGAGAUAUUUGGGUUCGUGAAGGAGGUUUUUCAGAAUUUCGCAAAGGAUUGGACAAUUGAAAAUCUUGCUAGGGAACUUGAAUACGUUAAGAGAAUAUUUGUUGUCAGCAAGGACGUGAGAGGGAGACGACUUUAUGAAAUUGCUGAUCAAUCACUGGCAAGAUUGGUAAACAAGUCUAACCUUCCGGAGGUGUACAAUUAUGUCAUGGCUUUUCUUUUGGAUGCUGACAGUUCCAAGCUAGGCAAAACAGCCAUUUUAUCGGGGAAGGAUCAAAGUAAAGUGAACAAUGGGAUUGCUGGGCCAAGCCAGGAACCCCCAUGGCUGAAAUCAAUAUACACAGAAAAGGUCCCUCAGUUGGAAACUGCAGCUGACACUCAUCCUAGCUUUAACUACGAUCAGCAUGAGAAACACAUUAUGGACAGAGAGUUGCACACAAGUGCCCAAAAAGAACCUCUUUUCGAUGAGCUGGAGAGCAUUGUGAGGAUCAAGCAGGCUGAGGCAAAAUUGUUUCAAACACGAGCAGAUGAUGCAAGAAGGGAAGCUGAGGGGCUGAAACGCAUAGCAAUGGCAAAGGAUGAAAAAAUUGAAGAAGAAUUUAGGAGCAGGAUAGCAAAGUUGCGCUUAGUCGAGGCAGAAGAAAUGCACAGCAAGAAACUUGAAGAAGUACAAGCUCUAGACCGAGCUCAUCGUGAAUACUCCAAUAUGAAGAUGAGAAUGCAAGCCGAUAUAAAGGAUCUUUUGUUAAAAAUGGAAGCAACGAAGCGGAACCUUUCUUUGUGAUUGGCAAACGAAGAGGAGUCCCUGUAAGAGUUUUCGAUGUGGCAAGUAACCGUAACCGUAACCGUACCUCGUGUGCUGAUUGUUUUAUGUUGUACUUUUCAAUGUAGUGGUUUUAUAGCUCCAAUUAGGGUAUUUUUCAUGGUAGUUUCUGUUGUAUUUGUUUAUUGAACCACUAACCAGAAUCUGUACAAAGAGACUGCCUCAUUUCUUUUAUAAUGUUA